AUGACCAAAUCUGGAGAGAGAUCAAAACAGAGACAGAGGAAAGGAUUAUGGUCACCUGAAGAAGACCAGAAGCUCAAGAGCUUCAUCAUCUCUCAUGGCCAUGCUUGCUGGACUACUGUUCCCAUCCUAGCUGGAUUGCAAAGGAAUGGGAAAAGCUGUAGAUUAAGGUGGAUUAAUUACCUAAGACCAGGAUUAAAGAGAGGGACGUUUAGUGCUGAAGAAGAAGAGACAAUUUUGACUUUACAUUCUUCCUUGGGUAACAAGUGGUCACGGAUUGCGAAAUACUUACCUGGAAGAACAGAUAACGAGAUCAAGAACUAUUGGCACUCCUAUCUAAAGAAGAGAUGGCUCAAAUCUCAACCACAACUCAAAACUCAAAGAUCAGACCUCACCGAAACUUCUUCUUCACUACUUUCUUGUGAAAAAAGAAAUAUGGAAACCGAAACCCUAGAUCAUGUGAUCUCCUUCCAGAAAUGUCAACAUAAACCAUCUUCAUCACCAUCACAAGAAAGCAACAGAAACAUGAUGAACAACAACAACAAUAACUUGCCUAAGCUGUUCUUCUCAGAGUGGAUCAGUUCUUCAGAUCCACACAUCGAUUACUCCUCUUCUUUAAAGCACAUUAAACAAACUCAAGAUCAAAUGGACUACGAAGAAACGAUGAUAAUCAACAACAACAAUUACUCUUCACUUGAGGAUGAUGUCAUGUACCGUACAGAGUUUCAGCAACCUGAUAACGAGUUUGCAAAUUAUUAUUCUUCUGGAGAUUUCUUCAUCAACAGCGACGUAGCUUACAUCUAA
Messenger RNA from Microthlaspi erraticum, 801 nucleotides. Lineage: Eukaryota; Viridiplantae; Streptophyta; Magnoliopsida; Brassicales; Brassicaceae. The record is from the annotation of a GenBank genome assembly.